This is a messenger RNA of Arabidopsis lyrata subsp. lyrata, 924 nucleotides long. RefSeq names its product DNA-directed RNA polymerase IV subunit 7. Gene Ontology annotation, biological process: DNA-templated transcription initiation. Bases 323 to 847 code for a protein of 174 amino acids. NCBI's taxonomy places the organism in Eukaryota, Viridiplantae, Streptophyta, Magnoliopsida, Brassicales, Brassicaceae. Gene Ontology annotation, molecular function: single-stranded DNA binding; single-stranded RNA binding. The transcript has 2 exons. The record is from RefSeq and is a predicted model, not a curated record.
UCAAGUUGGAUCUACUUAAUAUUUUGAUCUAUCAAACCAAAUUUUCAGAUAGAUUUCUGUCUAGGGUUUGGGAAGAAACGAUGAUAUUACUACAUUUUAGAAUACUAUGGUAAAUCAAUAAUGGCUUGAUGCUUAAUGAAAAGUCGGAAACUUUGUGAUUCUUCUUGAUUGUUGAGUUUCUCUUGAAUCGUUACAUGAAUGCAAAGUGUUUGUUUAAAUGUCUGAAAGAAAACUUCAAGCUGAUCAUUUUGGUAGAAUUAGUUAGCUUGUUUCUGUAGACUGCAUAAUCUUUAGUCAAAAUCACAGUUUCAGGCUGAAGAAAAUGUUCAUCAAAGUCAAAUUGCCAUGGGAUGUUACAAUUCCAGCUGAAGAUAUGGACACUGGCCUUAUGCUCCAGAGAGCUAUUGUCAUUCGCCUACUCGAAGCCUUUGGUACCAAGAAAGCAACAAAAGAUCUUGGAUACUUGAUAACACCCACAAUUCUUGAGAACAUCGGUGAGGGUAAGAUCAAGGAACAGACAGGCGAAAUUCAAUUUCCCGUAGUUUUCAACGGAAUCUGUUUCAAGAUGUUUAAAGGAGAGGUUGUUCAUGGUGUGGUGCAAAAGGUGCACAAGAGCGGAGUCUUUUUGAGAUCUGGCCCUUAUGAAAUCAUUUACCUAUCACACGUGAAAAUGCCCGGUUACGAGUUCAUUCCAGGAGAGAAACCGAUUUUUAUGAAUCAGAACAUGUCCCGGAUUCAAAUCGGCGCCAGAGUUCGUUUCAUCGUGUUAGAUACCGAGUGGAGAGAGGCAGAGAAAGACUUCAUGGCUUUGGCCAGCAUCGACGGAGACAAUCUUGGCCCGUUCUAAAAAGAUUCUAAUCUGAAUUUUCACUCUAUAUAUAUGCUAUGUAAAAACGCCUUUGAAUGAAAAUCUUUAUUCAAAUU